Nyctereutes procyonoides (raccoon dog) is the source of this 1598-nucleotide messenger RNA. It is a transcript of the gene RGN, whose product is annotated as regucalcin. Gene Ontology annotation, molecular function: enzyme regulator activity; gluconolactonase activity; calcium ion binding. Lineage: Eukaryota; Metazoa; Chordata; Mammalia; Carnivora; Canidae. The coding region runs from base 344 to 1243 and encodes 299 amino acids. The transcript is spliced from 8 exons. Gene Ontology annotation, biological process: L-ascorbic acid biosynthetic process. The record is from RefSeq and is a predicted model, not a curated record.
UAUGAUUCUUCCAGGAGCCACGGAGGAGAGGGACAGCGUCGGGGGGUGCACUCCCCGGCCCGCACCCCCAGCUGCUGCCACCCACCUGCUGAGCCGCCCUGCCCCCGCCCAGGCCUCUCUCCGCGGCCCGACCUUGAGCCUCUGGAAGGCGCCAGACGGCUGUCAUUAAUUCGCCCAUGGCUGGGUGAGGCCACUCACUUCUAAGCAGAAACAUGACAGGGGGAAGGAUGACAAUGCAGACAAUUUGGGUCAGCAGCUGGGAAGAGUUUGGGAAAGAGAGGAGGCUCUGAAAAGUUGCCUGGUUUUCCUCUCCCACGGGGUCUCUUAGAGCACCCCCUUGACAAUGUCUUCCAUUAAGAUUGAGUGUGUUUUGCGGGAGAACUGCCGGUGCGGAGAGUCUCCGGUGUGGGAGGAGGCGGCCAACUCUCUGCUCUUCGUAGAUAUUCCUGCGAAAAAGGUUUGCCGGUGGGAUUCGCUCAGCAAGAGCGUGCAGCACGUGACCGUGGAUGCCCCCAUUAGCUCUGUGGCCCUUCGCCAGGGAAGAGGCUAUGUCGCCACCAUUGGAACAAAGUUCUGUGCUUUGAACUGGGAAGAUCAGUCAGCAGUUGCCCUGGCCACAGUAGAUAAAGACAAGAAAAACAAUCGGUUCAAUGAUGGAAAGGUGGAUCCUGCUGGAAGAUACUUUGCUGGCACCAUGGCUGAGGAAACGGCCCCAGCAGUUCUGGAACGGCACCAGGGGUCCCUGUACUCCCUCUUUCCUGACGGCCAUGUGGAAAAGUAUUUUGACCAGGUGGACAUCUCCAAUGGUUUGGAUUGGUCCCUGGAUCACAAGAUCUUCUAUUACAUUGAUAGUCUGUCCUACUCCGUGGAUGCCUUUGACUAUGACCUGCAGACGGGGAAGAUCUCCAACCGCAGAAGUGUUUACAAGCUGGAGAAAGAAGAACAAAUUCCAGAUGGAAUGUGUAUUGAUACUGAGGGGAAGCUCUGGGUGGCCUGUUACAAUGGAGGAAGAGUGAUUCGUUUGGAUCCUGAGACAGGGAAAAGACUCCAAACUGUGAAGUUACCUGUUGAUAAAACAACUUCAUGCUGCUUUGGAGGGAAGGACUACUCUGAAAUGUAUGUGACCUGUGCCCGGGAUGGAAUGGACCCUGAGAGUCUUCUGAAGCAGCCUGAAGCUGGUGGGAUUUUCAAGAUAACUGGCCUUGGGGUCAAAGGAAUUCCUCCCUAUCCCUAUGCAGGAUGAAUGGCAGGUCUUCUUUCCUACUGGGGGAAAUUUGAAGACACGUAGAAAAUUCUAGAGCUGAAAUUUCAAUCUAGUUACAAAACAAAUUAAAGAAAUGGUACUAUUAACAGGCAAAAUUAACGUUUUUUUUUUCAUUUUUAAGAGGUAGAGCAUUUUAAUAAGGGGUGACAGGUAGUUUUGAUAACACACUAAGAGGCCUUCUACAAAGGUAUUACAGAAAUAUAAAGAAUUGUUCAACUGUCAAUCAGCCUCUACUCUUUGCAAAUUGCUAGAAGGGGACUGGGGUUACUAUAUCUUUUAUGCAUUCCAUACUUAUUACACCUAAAGUUUAAAAAAACUAAUAAAUAAUGGCCUU